Molecule: messenger RNA, 2460 nt
Organism: Scomber japonicus (chub mackerel)
Lineage: Eukaryota; Metazoa; Chordata; Actinopteri; Scombriformes; Scombridae
Gene: slc23a1
Product: solute carrier family 23 member 1
Biological process (GO): transmembrane transport
Cellular component (GO): membrane
Molecular function (GO): transmembrane transporter activity
Source: RefSeq, a predicted model, not a curated record
AUGGAAAACGACUUUAAGAGUCAUGAUUACCUGGACGAUAAGCAGAGCGUGGACAGGAGCAACGGGCCAAUUGGAGAAGACAGAAAGACUGAACAACCAAUAGCAGCGCAGGGGGCGGAGUCAGACAUGAUUUACACCAUAGAGGACGUCCCACCGUGGUACCUGUGCAUCCUACUGGGACUACAGCACUACCUGACGUGUUUCAGCGGCACCGUGGCGGUCCCGUUCCUCCUGGCUGAAUCCAUGUGUGUGGGUCGGGACCAGAGCACCAUCAGUCAGCUGAUCGGGACCAUCUUCACCACGGUGGGCAUUACCACCCUGAUCCAGACCACUGUGGGAGUCAGACUACCUUUGUUUCAGGCCUCUGCGUUUGCAUUCCUGAUUCCAGCACAAGCAAUCCUCAGUUUAGACCGCUGGAAGUGUCCCAGUGAGGAGGAGAUUUAUGGGAACUGGACUCUUCCACUCAACACUUCACACAUCUGGCAGCCACGCAUGAGAGAGAUCCAGGGGGCCAUCAUCGUGUCCAGUGCCGUGGAGCUUGUGAUUGGUCUGUGUGGGUUGCCGGGGUUACUGCUGGAGUACAUCGGUCCGCUCACCAUCACCCCCACCGUGUCUCUGAUCGGUCUGUCGGUGUUCACCACGGCCGGAGACCGGGCCGGGACCCACUGGGGGGUCUCUGCACUGUGUAUUUUGCUCAUUGUGCUUUUUGCUCAGUACCUGAGGACGACAUCACUUCCUGUUCCUACUUACAGCAAAAAGAAAGGACUGACCUCCACCAGGAUCCAGAUCUUCAAGAUGUUUCCUAUCAUCCUCGCCAUCAUGCUGGUCUGGUUGGUGUGUUACAUCCUCACGCUGACCGACCUGUUGCCUAGCGACCCCGAACGUUACGGACACAAAGCCCGCACCGACGCUCGCGGUGACAUCAUGACCUCAUCACCCUGGUUCAGGAUCCCCUACCCCUGCCAGUGGGGGUUGCCUGUGGUGACGGUUGCCGGGGUAUUGGGGAUGCUGAGCGCCACCAUGGCCGGCAUCGUGGAGUCGAUUGGUGAUUAUUACGCCUGCGCCCGUCUGUCAGGAGCCGCGCCGCCCCCGGUCCACGCCAUCAACAGAGGAAUCUUCACUGAAGGUUUCUGCUGCAUCAUCGCCGGCCUUUUAGGGACAGGAAACGGCUCCACCUCCUCCAGCCCAAAUAUCGGUGUUCUGGGUAUCACUAAGGUGGGCAGCAGGCGGGUGGUGCAGUACGGAGCCGGCAUCAUGUUCCUGUUGGGAUCCGUCGGGAAGUUCACGGCGCUGUUCGCCUCGCUGCCGGAUCCCAUCCUCGGAGGACUGUUCUGCACCCUGUUCGGUAUGAUCACAGCUGUGGGACUCUCCAACCUUCAGCUCGUCGAUUUGAACUCAUCGAGGAAUCUUUUCGUUCUUGGCUUCUCGAUGUUCUUCGGUCUCACGCUGCCGACGUACCUGGACUCACACCCCCACUCCAUCAGCACAGGUGUUGCAGAGCUGGAUCAGAUCCUGACGGUUCUUCUGUCCACUGAGAUGUUCGUUGGAGGUUUUCUUGCUUUCUGCCUCGACAACACAAUACCAGGGACUCGGCAGGAGCGCGGUCUGGUGGAGUGGAAAUCUUCUUCCUCCUCGUCUUCCUCCUCGUAUGACUUCCCCGUGGGGAUGGGCGUGGUGCGGCGGACCCGCUGGCUGCGGCGGCUUCCCGUCAGCCCCUCCUUCAGGGGCUGGAGGGCUUCUGAGGACCCCCCCCCCCCUGAGGUGGAGGAGGAGGUGCAAGGAAGAGGAGGAGGGGAGGAUGAAGAGGAGGCUGCUGACAUCAGUACCAAGUACAGACGCCAGUGGAACCAGUACAGACACCAGUGGCUCCAGUACAGACACCAGUGGCUCCAGUACAGACGCCAGUGGCUCCAGUACAGAAACCAGUGGAACCAGUACAGACGCCAGUGGCUCCAGUACAGAAACCAGUGGAACCAGUACAGACGCCAGUGGAACCAGUACAGACACCAGUGGCUCCAGUACAGACACCAGUGGCUCCAGUACAGACGCCAGUGGCUCCAGUACAGAAACCAGUGGAACCAGUACAGACGCCAGUGGCUCCAGUACAGACGCCAGUGGCUCCAGUACAGACGCCAGUGGCUCCAGUACAGAAACCAGUGGAACCAGUACAGACACCAGUGGCUCCAGUACAGACACCAGUGGAACCAGUACAGACGCCAGUGGCUCCAGUACAGAAACCAGUGGAACCAGUACACACACCAGUGGAACCAGUACAGACGCCAGUGGAACCAGUACACACACCAGUGGCUCCAGUACAGACGCCAGUGGCUCCAGUACAGACGCCAGUGGAACCAGUACAGACACCAGUGGAACCAGUACAGACACCAGUGGCUCCAGUACAGACACCAGUGGCUCCAGUACAGACACCAGUGGCUCCAGACCUCACCCAUCAGAAUGUGA